AUGGGCCAAAGCUUCUCAGUAGAGGUCAAUCCACCUCCAGGCAAGACGCCUGUACCUCCGGAGGUCAUCAUCAACAUUGCUCGCGAGCAUAUUCCUUCCAUGCCGCCUCCUCUGCCAAAGUUGAUGAAGGCGGUCGGGCCCUUCAACUAUGACUGGCUGCGGUACAACGAAGAUCCCAACGCGUACGCGCCGUUCGCGGCCGCUCCUCGCAUCCCCGAGCCCAGGACGUAUCACAACGUCCGAGGAAAUUUGGGUUGGGUUAAACUGACGCAUAUGUCGAGGAGCAUCAGGAAUGCCCUGCGCACAGAGGGUGGAGAGUUCUGGGCCGCAUCCAUCGGGCGAUUGCCGAACGCUACUGCUGAGAUGCUGGCACUCAGUGAUCUGCGGCCCCUGGAUGUGUUUGUUGAUCUUGCACCUUGGCGUUAUGGUGGCAGGCGUGUGAUGCGCAUGCUCACGGACGGUACCAUUCCCCUGACACGCAUCCGGUCGCUCACUUUCAUCGAUGUCAGGGUCAACACCGACCCGAAUCCCGCACUCGCACCCCUUCUCGCGCAGAUGACUGCCUUGAAGUCCCUCGAUAUCUACGCUGCUCUUUCAGAGCAAGGCCGUGGACGCGUUGGUCCUCCUCCCGCUAUUAUUCCUUUCCCGAUUCCCAACUUCGUCAUCUCUGCUCGACCCAUCAAAGUUUCGUUCACCAAUUUCGUCGCCCGCGUCAACAACAUUACCCACCUUUCCAUCGCGCAGACCACGCUCGGAAAACACUCGCCGUCUUGGACAGUCACUCGGGACGAGUUGCUAGACGUGCUCUUUCUUUCACAUCAGACCCUCGAGACACUCUACCUCCACGUUGAGCUCCCGGGAGAAGUCCGUGCGCAUGCCCGUGAUCCCGCGUUUGCGACCCUUCCUGCACGCAUUCACUUCUUGCGCCUCACUCGUGUACACUUCGGCGACUUUAGCGAGAAGGGGUACAACUUCUCCCUUGUUCACGACUUUUCCAAACAUAUGAUGUUCAGGCCCGACGCGACGAUUGUCAUCCAUGGGCUUUGUGCAAUGGAAGGUCACUUGCUCUCCACCGACAAUAUCUCACAGUUUUUUGGCAAAGGAGGUCUUCCCCCUGCCACUUUUUGCGUCAUUGAUGCUGCCCAUGUGGACCCCAAGUCCAACGCCGACCACGACAACUGGCCAUCCAUACGCGUGCACUACUCCACCAGCCCGACCAACACUGGCCUCACUUUCAUCAUAUCCGCUCUGACAAGCACCUACCGGGACAUAGCGCUCCAUAUCGAUCACCUUGUCGACGUCGCCGCGAAUUUCAGCCCUGGUGGCAUAUCGCUUUAUGCGCCGCAUCUUUCAAUGCCCCCGCACUUUCGGCGCUUGCGCGCGCGCAUGGUGUUCAGCGAGGAGAUGUUGCCUGAUCAUACCAAGAAGUACGUUUGGCACUCUCAGCCGUAUUCUGCUGAGUAG
Molecule: messenger RNA, 1464 nt
Organism: Peniophora sp. CBMAI 1063
Lineage: Eukaryota; Fungi; Basidiomycota; Agaricomycetes; Russulales; Peniophoraceae
Source: the annotation of a GenBank genome assembly